UUUUUGCAGAUAGAAAACAGGGACGUUUUGGAGGGAAAGGUGAAAAGAAUGGUAGAAUCUUUUCUGAAGUAUGGCAAUAAAAAAGAACAUGGUUACGAGUCAACCUUUGUAUGUGUGGACAUGUCUGGUUGGGAGGGGCUGGGUUGGAGCACAUGUACACUGAGGGAGAGAUAGGGAAGUGUGAGCAGGUUAUCUUUUCAGAUGGAUACUGCAGCACCUCACAGCUUCUCAUGUUCUUCUUUCUUGGUUGUGGUCUUUUUCUUCCCGUUUCAACUAUCAUGGCAAGACUUCUGAUAUUGUGCAGAGCAGCUGCACUGACUGACACCAUCUACUCACUUGAGGCUGGUCUCUGAAACAAGAAAGACACUUUCAUUAUGCUGAACCAUCUUUUUCUUCCCACGCGUCAGUGCCUCUUAGUCUUUCUGCUGCUGUCUGUGUUUGGUUGGAAGAGGGCAACCUGUUCCCCUGGGGAGGGCAGGAAGAUUUGGCAGCAGCCCAAGCCUGACCCCAUCACACAAGACCAGUCUUUUCUUUAUGACACCUUCCCUUCAGGAUUCCUUUGGGGUUCAGGGACGUCUGCUUUUCAGACUGAAGGAGCCUGGGACCAAGAUGGGAAGGGAGCUUCCAUCUGGGACAAUUUCACUCAUUCCACCGCCAGAGGUCAUUUGGCUACUGAGACUGCCAACAUAGCUAGUGACAGCUACAGUUGCUGGGAGGGAGAUGUAAAAGCCCUGGAGUACCUAGGUGUAAGAUCAUAUACCUUCUCUUUAUCCUGGCCCAGAUUCUUUCCUGAUGGCAAUGCCAGAGGUCAGCCCAAUAUGGCUGCUGUGAAGCACUACAGUAAUAUCAUAGACAGACUUCUGGAAAACAACAUAGAACCUGUUGUUACCCUCCAUCACUGGGACUUGCCACAGGCUCUGCAGGAACGUUAUGGAGGCUGGAAAAAUGAAACACUGAUUGAACUGUUUGAGGAUUAUGCUUUCUUUUGUUUCCACACAUUUGGGAAUCGUGUUAAGUAUUGGCUAACUAUGCAUAAUCCUUACAUGGUGGCUGUACAGGGUUAUGGGACAGGUGUACAUGCACCUGGAGAAGCAGGUGGUGCCUCUCACUCUCUCACUGUGGCUCACAAUCUGAUAAAGGCACACGCAAAAGCUUGGCACAUAUACGAUACCCGCUUCCGCCAAACUCAGAAGGGGAAAGUGUCCAUUGUUUUGGGAUCGCACUGGGUUGAGCCCCAAAGAGGCCAAACCACACAUGCCAAUGUUGAGCUUUGCCAGAAGUCAAUAGAGGCUGUUCUUGGCUGGUUUGCCAAUCCUAUAUUUGGGGAUGGUGACUACCCAGUCUCUUUAAGAAUUAAGCACGGGGUCCUCAUGCCCACAUUCACCCCUGAGGAGAAGGUCUGGGUGCAGAACACAGCGGACUAUUUUGCUUUGUCUUUUGGACCAAACAACCUCAGAUUGGGACGGAACCUGGUCCAGUAUGGGCAGACUGUGACCCCUGACCUGAGGCGUGUCUUAGCCUGGAUAAAAAUGGAGUAUGGGGAUCACAGGGUACUUGUGGCUGAGGGAGGAUGGUUCUCUGAAGCCAGUGUGGGAAGGGAGGACACCGUGGCCAUCUACCUGAUGAAGAGGUUUAUCAACCAGGUCCUACAAGCUAUCAAGUUUGAUGGUGUGCAGGUGUUUGGCUACUCUGCUUGGUCAUUGGUAGAUGGAUUUGAGUGGAAUUAUGGAUACACUAUUAGGCGAGGCCUUUUCUACAUUGAUUUCACUGACCCUAUCCGGACCAGGACCCCCAAAACCGCUGCUCAGUACUACAGGCAUGUUGUUGCUCAAAAUGGCUUUCCCAGUGAUGAAACCUCCAAAGAAGUCAAAGGUCGUUUCCCCUGUAAGUUUCACUGGGGCAUUGCUGACUCCACCUUACAGGUCCAUUUUUACCCCUUCUCACCACAGUUUACUGACCCCAAUGUGUACAUCUGGAACCUGACGGGAGAUGGAUCACUACGUCCAGUCCCAGGAGUGAAGCUCCAGACUCGACAAGCCCAGUGUACUGAUUAUUUAGCCAUCCGUGGUCAUCUUCGCCUGUUGGCAUCCACAGGGGCAUCUCACUAUCGAUUUGCACUAAACUGGUCUCUCAUUUUACCCCAGGGAGAUCUGUCCAAUGUAAACACAGAGGCUCUGAGGUACUACCGCUGCAUCCUGAUGGAGCUCAAGAAGCUGAACCUGGAGGCUGUCGUUAUUCUCUACUACCCCACACACAGUGCCCCAAAUCUGGGCUUGCCUGGCCCACUGCAUACCACUGGGGGUUGGCUCAAUUACAGCACGGUAGGGGCCUUUCAAGAUUAUGCAGCACUCUGCUACAAGGAGCUUGGCUCCUGGGUUCAAUACUGGAUCACGGUCAAUGAGCCGAACAGACUGGUAGAUAUUUAUUCCAAUGGGGAAGACAGACAUCAAGCAACACAUAACCUUCUUCUGGCUCAUGCAAAAGCCUGGAGGUUGUAUCAGAGGAAAUAUUCUCAUCAGUGGAGAGCUUUGGUUUCAGUUGCACUACAUGCUGACUGGGCUGAACCUGCCAACCCCUUCCUGGAGUCACAUACUGUGGCAGCGCAAAGAUUUCUUUUGUUUGAACUUGGUCGCUUCUUAGACCCAUUGCUGGGAACUAGUAAUGAGAUGGAGCAGAAUAAGGGGAACUACCCACCAGAAAUGAAAGUGUUUCUUGACGGGCAAGCUCCUGCAACAGGCAUUACUGGAUCUUCUCUUCCUAGCUUUUCCGAGAUGGAGAAAGAGGAGCUAAGAGGAGCCUUGAGUUUUAUCGCACUGAAUCACUUUACCACCCGUUUGGUGUCUCCAUAUCCCCCCACAAAGCUAAAUUCUCAGCAUAAACAAACCCCUGAUCAUGGCUGCUUGACCCUUUCUGACCCCACUUGGCCUUCCUCCAGUCUUGGUCAGGCUGUUGUUCCUUGGGGCCUGCGGAAAGUCCUGAGCUGGGUAAGCCAGAGAUAUGGAGAUGCCUUGCCCAUUAUUGUCACAGGCAGUGGAGUUGAUGACCAGGCUGCUGUGGAGGACAAACUCAGGCAACACUAUGUGAAGGCAUACCUGCAAGAGGCCCUUAAAGCUCAUCACCUAGAUGGAGUCAACCUACAGGGCUUCUAUGUGUGGAAGCUGCAAGAUCGGCACGUCCCCCAGUUUGGCCUCUUCACCUCAAGCCACCACCAAUCCAAAGCCAAAGCCUCUGUCGCUGUCUACAGAGAAAUCAUCUCUCAUGGUGGUUUCCCCAAGGAUAGCACUGUAAAAACCUGCCAAUUCACUGAGAACCAGGAAACCUGCUCUGUAUGUGCUUGGAUGUUCAGGAACAAAGUGAUGUUGGUCUUUGGAGUUUGCCUGCUAAUCACAGCUGCCAUAUUAACUGCUCUCAUCAUUUUCAUCAUAUUCUCCAAGAGAAACACUAUAAGAGGCAGGAGGAAGAGAACAAGGAGGAAGAAAAAAAGGGAAGGGAUACCAGUACAUUUAAGUGUCCCUAUUGUUAAAUACUAGACAUGUUCAUGCUGUAGUAGAGAAGACAAACUGUUUCACUCAUCUGUAAUUUUCUUAAUGCUUGAAUCCGUUUUUGUGCCAAAUGUGUGACUCUACUGUUGAGAAAAAUGUCGUCAUUGGUUUUAUUGUAAUAACACGUCUUUUAGAUUAAUGGCUGUGAAACCAGGAACUGCUGAGUGCCAGAAAGAAAUAAAGAAAGAUUCUGCCAUCCCCAAUGUUAUACCCACUGUACUAUUGCAAACAUUGAUUGAGGGUUCAGCUUUAUUGUUUACUGUAAUAGAGAAAAAUACUUUAUUUACAUGCCACCAUGUCUUUGUUCUUAAUCAUGUAGAACAAAGAAUUUAAAUGUCAUGAUUCCAAGAAAACAAUAAAUCUAGUCAGUCAUUU
Sphaeramia orbicularis (orbiculate cardinalfish) is the source of this 3917-nucleotide messenger RNA. RefSeq names its product klotho beta (gene klb). The coding region runs from base 375 to 3530 and encodes 1051 amino acids. The record is from RefSeq and is a predicted model, not a curated record. Gene Ontology annotation, molecular function: hydrolase activity, hydrolyzing O-glycosyl compounds. The transcript is spliced from 6 exons. Lineage: Eukaryota; Metazoa; Chordata; Actinopteri; Kurtiformes; Apogonidae. Gene Ontology annotation, biological process: carbohydrate metabolic process.